AGAAAGUCCUGCGUUUAUACCAUACAGGUCACAAAAUGAAAUCUUUGAUAAUUCAACCGGAAUAAUCAGAACAUUUUCUUCUUCCAGUGAAAAUAUUUUCGACGGACCAGGUAAAAAACUUGCACCAAGAUUGUUCAUAAAUUCAUGAUAAGGGUUCCAAUAUUUUGGUUUGUCAAAAUUUUUAUCAGACACUCGUAGUUGCUUGUUAUAUAAUGUCCUAAAUUAACAAUUAACUUUCUUUAGAAAGUCCUUCGCGUAGAUCAUACAGGUCACGAAAUGAAGAGUUUUAUCAUUCAGCUGAAAGAAUCACGGGAUUGUCUUCUUCAAGUGGAAAUAGUCUUGUAGAAAGUUCUGUGCGAAAGAAAAGCAGCUUGCCAUAUAGGACAACAAAAGAACACUUUUAUCAUUCAAGAGUGAGAGCCAAAAAAAAAUCUGUGUCAUCUGGAGAUAUUGGCCUCAGAUCAGGUAAGCUUGGAGAACAUUCAUUUAGAUUGUUCAUAAAUUCACAAUAGGUGUUUCUAAAUUUUCCAGUUUGGAAGGAAUUUCCUGUCCUUUGGUUUGUCAAUGUGUCAGACCCGUAGUUGUUUCUUAAAGUGAUGACUAAAUGUAACAAAUGUUAUUAAAAUGAGAAGCAUUUGAUUUGGCGAAUCGCGCAAUUUGAUUGGCUAAUGACGGGGAAAGUUUCAAGUAUUCGGUCCACGGGCAAUAUAGAAUUUUUAGUGUCCCUCAAUGCCGCAAUGAGGGUCGAAUUGCAAACAGAAAGUUGAUUUUCAAAAUAUGGAAAACGAAGAAAAAUAAACCUGAAAUACGGAAAAGAGGUAACUGCUGUGGUUAAAGAACCAUUUAAACUUCGUUAAUGCUUUUCUUUUCACGGGUGAAAAUAGCUGAGCGGAAUUAGCACCCAGGCUUACGAAUAAAAGGGUCCGGGAUUACGCAUGGAAUGGCUCUUCGCGCCGUUGGCUUGGGCGACCAAGAGAUAUAAGUUUCAUGUUUUCCCUCGCUAAUCACUCGGUCAAUACAGCAAGACCUCCGUUUAAUGUUUUCCCGUACAACCCGAACGUCGAGGUCAGUAAGUUAUUAAUAUCAAUCAUAACGCUUCUUUGAUUUCUUCCUUUAGAAAGUCCUGCGUUUAGACCAUACAGGUCACGAAAUGAAGACUUUGAUAAUUCAGCCAGAAUAAUCAGAACAUUUUCUUCCCCCAGUGCAAAUAUUUUCGCCAGACCAGGUAAAAAAGCUUUCACCAAUAUUAUUCAUAAAUUCAUGAUAAGUGUUUUCAAAUCGAUCAGCUUGGAAGCAGUUUCCAAUAUUUUGGUUUGUCAGAAUUUGUAUCAGACACUCGUAGUUGCUUGUUAUAAUGAUGUACUAAAUUCAUAAUUAACUUCCUUUAGAAAGUCCUUCGCGUAGAUCAUACAGGUCACGAAAUGAAAAGUUUUAUCAUUCAGCCGAAAGAAUAGAAAGUCCUUCGCGUAGAUUAUACAGGUCACGAAAUGAAAAGUGUUAUCAUCAUUCAGCCGAAAGAAUCACGGGAUUGCCUUCUUCAAGUGGAAAUAUUCUUGUAGAAAGUUCUGUGCGUAGGAACCGCAGCUUGUCAUAUAGGUCAACACAUGAAUACUUUUAUCAUCCAAGAGCCGGAGCCAAAAGAUUGUCUGUGUCAUCUGGAGAUAUUGGCCUGAGACCAGGUUAGUUUAGAGAACAUUUACCUAGAUGGUUCAUAAAUUCAAAAUAAGCGUUUCUAAAUCUUCUAGUUUGGUAGGAAUUUCCAGUCCUCUGGUUUUGUCAGAUGUGUCAGACCCGUAUUUGUUUUUUAAAGUAAUCAUUACCAGAAAUAUUGGACAAGAUGGUCGCGGGCAUGCGCACAUUGCUCUAAUAUGGCGACAAAAUUUUUUAUAAACUAUACAGGAGUUGAUAAAGAUAUCAAAUUUUCACCUACUUUGUUCGAAUAUUUCAUGGUUGCGGAGCUCGAUAAUAGUAAGGACAUCAAUAAGCAAUGUUUGUAAACUAAAAUCGUUAGCAUUUAACCACGUCUAGGUAGUUCCCGUGAUCGACGUGUUUUCACAGCCAAUUCGAUGCAUCAUAUAGUGUAAUCAAUAGUAAUUCGGGCCAUACAUGAGAUCAAUACAUACAUUCGGGUGAUGCUAGAGGAGUGGUCAUUAGUUAUGGUGUGGGGGAGGGGGGUGGUAAAUGGGGAAAAGAAGGAUUGAAAACUAUUUUGAUCCCCUCCAGACCGAAGGCAAACUUUUUGUGCCUCCCCCUCAUAAAAGUAGAAACUUUUCUGACCCCCCCCCCGCCCUAGUGUGGAUUGAAAAAUUAACAGCAAUGAAACAGGUGUGCUGUGCAUUGCAGGUAAAGUUAGAUAUUCUACGUUGCAAUGCAACAUUUGUCCUACCAUAACCCUAACCCAUGGCCUGUCUUCAUACAGCGAAAUGAUUUGAACACAGGGACUUGUCUGGGGGGGUGGGCAUCUGCACAAAGGGACCAUACUAUACUGAUCGAGUGUGGAGAGAUAACAGAUGGUUGUUGGUGACAAACAGUUUGGUGUGGUAUCGUAUGUACUAGUAGGGGGGUCUGGGUAUAUUCUCGCCCAGAAAAUGUUUUGUAAUUUUCUACCCUUAGGACUGAAAUGUGAGCAUUUUCUGAAAUAUAUUUUUGGGUAUAUAGCGUUACAUUGUGCUAUGAUAGACCGAAGCUGAUCAGUUAAGUGUACUUGCAUGGUAUGUUUAUCAGGUAAAUAUAACGUUACAUUGUGCUUUGAUAGACCGAAGCUGAUCAGUUAAGUGUACUUGCAUGGUAUGUUUAUCAGGUAAAUACCACAACUGGGUCACUCAGGGGAUAGGAAGCUUCUUAAAUUUAGUGGGCCCCUCUCCCACGCGGCGUUACCAUGGUUGGCGUCGAACACAGUCUCUAGAUCGUUGGAAAUGGCAUUUUCAGAGUCUUCUUUUUUGCUAUUUGUGAUUAUAGAAAUCAGAACUCUAGACCGAUUGUAUUUAAGUUCAAACACUUUUUUGACCCCCCACCCCUUUCUCUGCGUUUAAACCUUUUUGACCCCCCCCCCAUUUAUAAGGGUAAAACUUCAUUUUCCACCCCUCCGCUCCCAUUUACCAACCCCCCAUAAAUAAUUAUGACCACUCCCUAACUGCGGAGCUCGCGAUGAUCUUUGCGAGGUGCGAUCUGUUAAAACAGGUUAAAAAAUCGUAGAAUAUUCCACAGCAAACUAGUUGAAAAUUGCCCAUUUUCAUAGGUUUUACAGACGUCAAUACUGCAUCUUCAACCCUCUUUCGGAACAAAAAGACAAGCCAUUAUAGUUUUUUAUGCUUUGUGGAGAAGCCAUUUUGUUUGUUUACAUUACGGAAGAAUACGUUAAACAACCGUGGUUCAGGCUGCAGACUCUUCCACAGUACUAUUGCAUUCCCUUUAAGCCCCGCGCUCCCAUUGUUUUUCCACUGAUCUCUAUUCUCAACUGAAGCGACGAGGGACGAUGCAGUGGUUCAGGAGCCUUUUAAAGGAUAAAAGCUCUUUGUUGUCUAAAAUAGCAUAAAAUCUCCCUAGUUGCCAAGGAAAAAAACAUGCACGAUGCUAAAUAUAGAUCUCGAUUAUGAUUGGAUAAUGGGUGAACCGGUGAAGAUGCUAAUUACAAAACGUCAAUCAUAGCCAUUUGGGCAGCCGUUUCUUCGACGACGCCCUCUUUUCUCCCGCCCGCACUAACGCCUGCUACACAGGCUAUCUGCGAGCAGGCUAAAGCCGGUUACAGACGAGCAAGUUUUCUAUGACAACUUUUUAUGUGACAAGUUUUAUUUGUCAAGUGCACGUGUGUAUAUGCAACAAAUUUUAUAUGACAAGUUUUCAUAAGACAAGUUUUAUUUACCGGUGUGAACGUGUCAACAAGUUUACUUUGACAAUUUAUUAGUCGCCAGCAAUGUAAUAGUACAGUGGAUCGACAACAGCCAAUCACAUCAAAUGCUCAGAUUACUUUGACAAGUUUUCGUUGUUGACCCAUACAGACGAACAAAAUUUGUUCUUUGACAAUUUUUUCUAUGACAAGUGCACUUGUUCAAAAGCUAGCAAACUUGUCAUAGAAAACUUGCUCGUCUGUAACCGGCUUAACCUAGCUAGUAUUUGUAAAUCUUUAAAAUUUAAUUUAUCAGUUUUAAUUUAUACAUACCCAUCAUCAAUGUGGCUAUUAAAGAAACAAUGGAUUAAACCUCCAUUGAACGCGAGUUAAACAUGCUUGUUUCAACGAUGGGUAAUAUUUCCCGAGCAUAUUGCAAACGGCGGCAUCGCGAAGUCAUUAGGUCACAAAGUCAUGUCACACGCAAAACAUGAUCCAACAGGCACAACAGUAGCGUAGUAAGUUAUUUAAAGUUAGGAGUGCUAACAAGUCGAAGUAUUAUAAAAUUAGUGACAACAUGCAAUGCCAAUAUAUGAUCAAUACUGUAUAAAGCGAUCGACAAAGCUGACAAGCGUUUGCUAUAUACAGAGUGUAGUCAGUUCCUCGUUUAAUUUUAAUAAGCAUUUCAUUUGCACGUAUUACUAUAUGUAACAAUCAGUAUUCAGAUUCUUACGUUUGCAAAUUUACAUAACUGAAUGUAGUACGUUCGUCUGCGUGCUUCGGUGCUAACUAUUUCACAUUAAACUAAAGUCUAUCAAAUAACAUAAAACUACCUUCUAGAUUUCAAAAUUCAAAUAGAAAAUAUUGCUUUUCCUUUAAACAUAGUGGAUAAGAAGACAAACGAGGAUGUUGCGGAAAGUGGGGGAGUUUUUUACAAAGAUCCCUACCUUGACUGCAGUGUUGAAGAAGAAGUACACAAAGAAUUUGAAAG
Molecule: messenger RNA, 4817 nt
Organism: Paramuricea clavata
Lineage: Eukaryota; Metazoa; Cnidaria; Anthozoa; Malacalcyonacea; Plexauridae
Source: the annotation of a GenBank genome assembly